Molecule: messenger RNA, 1308 nt
Organism: Ochlerotatus camptorhynchus
Lineage: Eukaryota; Metazoa; Arthropoda; Insecta; Diptera; Culicidae
Gene: Rab19
Product: RAS oncogene family member Rab19
Exons: 4
Coding region: 261-920 (219 amino acids)
Biological process (GO): vesicle-mediated transport
Cellular component (GO): Golgi cisterna; trans-Golgi network
Molecular function (GO): GTP binding; GTPase activity
Source: RefSeq, a predicted model, not a curated record
UACUGUCAGUGCAUUUAGUGUCAGUACUUCAGUUUCGAACGAAAACAACAGAUGUUGUGCAAGCUUAAGGAAGGGAUCAGUGGAAGAAUAAAUUUCGUUAAAAUUCCCUUUCCGUUUUGGUCAAAUGAUUGUUACUUAAGUGUAGUAUCAGGUAUUUCCCAAUAUUCCUCAUAAAAAAUCAACGAGAAACGUGAAGAAGGACGUGGAAUAGUGAAAUCGAUAUACUGCUGGACAUAGGGCUUUGAUGACACCUGUCUGAGAUGUCCGUUCGCAAUCCCACUACGCUGAUGUCCAUCAGCAAUGAAGAAAGUUUUGAUUUCCUGUUCAAAAUUGUUCUAAUUGGAGAUUGUGGGACAGGUAAAACCUGCAUCGUGCAGCGCUUUAAGUCCGGAAAUUUCAUCGAAAGCCAUGGCAACACAAUCGGAGUGGAUUUUUCGAUGAAAGCAGUCACAGUGGAUGGGAAAAAAGUUAAGCUUCAAAUUUGGGAUACUGCCGGGCAAGAACGCUUCAGAACCAUAACGCAGAGCUAUUACAGAUCAGCAAAUGGCGUUAUAAUAGUGUACGACAUCACAAAACGUUCCUCCUUUCUCAACCUGCAACGAUGGAUCGACGAAGUACGCCGUUAUACGGCUUCCAAUGUGAUGAUAUUCGUCAUUGGUAACAAGUGUGAUCUAGACGCCAUACGAGAAGUUGAAUUUGCUGAAGCGCAAACAAUGUGCCAAUACAUACCGGAGAUCAUGUUUGUGAUGGAAACGUCGGCUAAGGACAACAGGAACAUUGAGGAUGCCUUCAUGACACUUGCUACCGAGUUGAAGAGGAGGCAUGACAACAUAAGUUCAGAUGAUACAACUGAUGGUAUAACGCUGGGCCAAGGAAUGUCUCUCUCGGUUAGUAAUUGCAGUUUGUGUAGCAGGACGUGAAUGAAUGACGUAUGGAAAUAUGUAAUUGUUGAAUCUCUUCAUGUUAGAGAUGUACCCUAGUGUCACGGACGUAACUGUAUAUAGUAUAAUAAUUUUUAUGGUCUACAGAAUGUAUGAAUUAAUAUAUAUAAUAGUUAUGAAACGUGUUAGAUUUUAUAAAUGGAAUUAUAUUGUAUGUCUCGCACUAUCAGUACGUCAGGUGAAGAUAAAGCAAUACCUAACGUUACGUAGUUAUAACCGUCAUUUGAAAAAGCAUCCAAGAAGCAGCUGAAGGCUAAUCAUUCUUGUAUGUAUGAUUUUAUUACGUACUUGAAUGUUAUGUCUAACAUUGUCUCAACAGCCAUGUCAACACACAUAAAUUAAAAAAAAAAAACAAAUGUAUAAUUUU